Molecule: messenger RNA, 1967 nt
Organism: Pocillopora damicornis (cauliflower coral)
Lineage: Eukaryota; Metazoa; Cnidaria; Anthozoa; Scleractinia; Pocilloporidae
Biological process (GO): sterol metabolic process
Molecular function (GO): monooxygenase activity; iron ion binding; heme binding
Source: RefSeq, a predicted model, not a curated record
AUUUUAAAAUGGUGGCUGACUAAGCGGACCAUUGUUAGAGUUUCAACGGAAACAUGCACAUUGAUCGUGAUGCAAUAUUAUGCAAAUGACCCAAGGGGAAAGUUGUUGUUCCUCCGUCUCUGUUAAUUAAUAAUGUAACGCUGUAUGUCAGCCGCUGUAAGCAAAAUUGAUUGGUCUGGCGAUCUUCUUCUUGUUCGCUUAUCGCUGCGUUUUUCUUCAGUCUGAAGAACACAGAGGAACAACCCCAGGUAUCAGACACAAGUUUCAUGGAGUUAACUUGGCAUUGUAGAUUUUGACAUUAACAAGCAAACACAAAAAGGAGAUACGUUGUGCCGAUUUUUAACGACUUCAGAAGAACUGUUUGGUAACCCCUGUGUAAUUUUCCUUGUCCACCGCUGUAUUUAGAAGCUAUACUCUAAGUAGAACAAGAGAGAUGUUGCAGCCUGUGUAAUCUGGUACAUGUCUUGAUGACAUCCUUACCAGGAAGUCUUGGUUGGCCUGUCACUGGUGACAAAACACUUGAGUUUGCCAGAAACCCAGCAGAAUUCAUCCAACGCAAUAUUAAAACAUGUAACUCAAGGGUUUUUCAAGUACGAGCACUGAACAAACCUCAUGUACUUGUUGCUUCAAAUCAAGGAGUCAAGGAAAUUCUAGAAGAUAAGGAUGGUGUGCUUGACAUGGGCUACAAAGAUUUUGGAUAUAUGUAUAGUUUAUAUGGAGACUUAGUAAUUUUUAACAGUGAUGAUGAAGCUAUACGGCUAAGAAACAUUCUUCACAAUGUCUUUCGGCCUGAAGAAGUGACCCGUUACAUGGGUGAUGUGGAAGUUGUGUCCUCAAGAUUAUUGAAUAGUAUUGAAGACAAUGGCAUUGUUAUUCCAUAUAAGCUGUUCAAGAAGCUCACAACUGAGGUAUGCUUGCGAUUAUUCCUGGGACUGGAAAUGGAAACUGCCAAAAAGGAAGCAGAAUCUGUUGCUGAGCUCACAAUAACUCACUGGCAUGGGCUUAUUUCUGUUCCAGUGACUUUUAAUGUUUAUGGUUAUAAAUCAGGAUAUAGUAAGGCAAUGGUAGCAAAGAACAAUCUGUUGACAAUUGUCAGUAGACGUCUCUCAGAGGAAAAGAAUGGGUUCAUAAAUGUUAUGAGAAAAUCAGAAUUUAAAUCCAUGACUGAAAUGGCAAAUCACAUUUUGUUAUUUGUGUCAGCUCUGGUUCCCAAAGCAUUGGCUUCCCUCAUGACCUCCUUUUGCAUUGAGCUUGCCAAGCCUGAGAAUCUUGAGAAGAGAAUCAAAGCAGCCAAGGAUGAUAGGUAUCUGGAAAAUGUGCUUUUAGAGAUAAAACGACUUUGGCCACCCUUUCUUGGUGGACGAAGACUAGCAAAACAGGAAGUCAUAAUAGAUGGUUAUAAAGUUCCAGCAGGUCACUAUGUGGGAAUUCUCACAAGAGCAGCAAACUGUGAUCCAAAAAUAUUUCCUGAAGCUGAAAAGUUUUUACCUGAAAGAUGGGACACUUGUAACCAGUUAGACAGGGAUCGAGUGUGGACAUUUGGCUCAGGUCCUCGGAUGUGCAUAGGGCAUAAGUUUAUUCACAAGAUUAUUAAGCUUCUUGCAAAACAUCUUCUCCAGUCAUACGAGUGGGAACUGGUACCCGGUCAAGAUUUGACAUACAAAUGGCUUCCUGUGUCACGCCCCAAGAACGAUGUGCAAGUUGUGUUUACGAAGAUUGCGUUAUGAAAUUGGAUUGCCUGGUAACAUUUUAUUCAAAUUUUUAAUUUUUUUGCAAAGGUUUUUACUAAAUACUACUUUUCUCAACUGAUUCCAAACUUCUUUUUAACACGAGUGAAAUAUAUUUUUUUCCUUUUAAAAAUGGAUGUAACAUAAGUAACGAAAGUAUUAAUCAAGUGUUUUGGACAAAUUAUAAUGAGUAUUGUAAUCAUUAGAGCCUUUCAGUAAUAAAUGCGCUGUUGAAUUUCA